AGCUGGAUGAAGUGUCCUGUCAAGCUUUGCAAAUGACCAAAACAAAAGUUGAGAAGGAACUUGCAGUUUUGACCACAUUUUUAGAAAAUGCAGAAAAGGAAGCUGACAAUUCCUGUGAGAAACUUCUUGCAGCUGAAAAUCAGGCCUCCAAGAACAAGAAAUUAAAAGUCAUUGCCUUGGAAAAUGAGUUCAAGACAAUUUUCACAAGCAUGAAGCCCCUCAAGAAAAAGCGCUCAAUUUUGCACAUGAAGUAUGGCACUCUGUAUCAACAGAGCUCUGCAAAGAGGCACUUGGUUGCCAUUUUCAUUGGCCAAAGGUUCCAAGCUACGAAGACUUCAUUUGAGGAUGCAGAUGGUCCAAGUCCUCCCAAGUUGCCCACAAGCAGACUUUGUGACUGGAUUGCUGCCAAAAAGUCUUUUGCACUUUAUUGGGAAUCUAGUCUCAGCAGGGCA
Notodromas monacha is the source of this 452-nucleotide messenger RNA. Lineage: Eukaryota; Metazoa; Arthropoda; Ostracoda; Podocopida; Cyprididae. The record is from the annotation of a GenBank genome assembly.